CACGCCCGCACCCGCUCCGGGGAGAAGAGGUGGUGGCUCUCCGCGCCCGCGGCGGCUGCCGGCGGCCCGCCCCGACGCCGCGUCCCCGCCGCGCGCUCCAGUAGCAGGACCGGGUCUCCCUCCCGACGAGCCGAAAAACGACUGCCUUUAAGACUACUAGUGAAAAGACCCACACAGAAACAAUCUAAAGGGGCAGCCUCACGGCCAUGGAAGAUUUGACCCCAAUCCAUCAGGGAUGAUUGAAUGAGAUGCCAUUUACAGUGAUUCGGUACAGAAAAAAAUAAAUCAAGUAAGCUAGCAAAACUGCUUCUAGCCAAGUUGAAGUAAUAGACACAAUAUUUACUUUCCUGCCCACAACAACUAAAAAAUGGAUAAAACAUGUGAAACAACACUUUUCAAGAUCUUGAAGAUCAGGCAAUGAAAGACAAUGAUAUCCCUGAGAGAUGGAAACAAAGUGAGCCUUAUGAUUACCCAGCUUACUAAAUUGAAGAGACUUUCUAGACUGUGGUACAUGCAAGGUGUGGGAAACAAGGUGAAGAACUGUAGACUUUCUGAAUUUAGGAUAUGUUACUUAACAUCUAAGGAGACACAGGCAGCUAGAGUUAACAGGACAGAGUACUGCAAAGGUAAGAACUACGCAGAAAGAGAACCCUGGAGAUCUGUAGAGGCCCCCUUUGAGUAUUCAGGUAAUAUGCACGUGUCGCUAGCUGAGGCCCUGGAGGUUCGGGGUGGACCCCUUCAGGAGGAAGAAAUAUGGGCUGUAUUAAAUCAAAGUGCUGAAAGUCUUCAAGAAUUAUUCAGGAAAGUAAGCAUAGCUGAUCCUGCUGCCCUUGGCUUUAUCAUUUCUCCGUGGUCUCUGCUGCUGCUGCCGUCUGGUAGUGUGUCAUUUACAGAUGAAAAUAUUUCCAAUAAGGAUCUUCGAGCAUUCACUGCACCCGAGGUUCUUCAAAAUCAAUCACUAACUUCCCUCUCAGAUGUCGAAAAGAUCCAUAUUUAUUCUCUUGGAAUGACAUUAUAUUGGGGGGCUGAUCAUGAAGUACCUCAGAGCCAACCCAUCAAGCUUGGAGAUCAUCUCAACAGCAUCCUGCUUGGAAUGUGUGAGGAUGUCAUCUACGCGCGGGUUUCUGUGCGGACUGUGCUGGAUGCUUGCAGUGCCCACGUUAGGAAUAGCAAUUGUGCACCUUCAUUUUCCUACGUGAAACAGUUGGUAAAGCUGGUUCUGGGAAAUCUUUCUGGGACAGAUCAGCUUUGCUGUAACAGUGACCAAAAACCUGAUCGAAGCCAGGCUAUUCGCGACCGAUUGAGAGGAAAAGGAUUACCAACAGGAAGAAGCUCUACUUCUGAUGCACUAGACAUACACAAGUCUCCAUUCUCUCAUCAGACCUUUCUUAACAAAGGGCUUAGUAAGUCUAUGGGAUUUCUGUCCAUCAGAGACACACAAGAUGAGGAAGAUUAUUUCAAGGACAUUUUAUCAGAUAAUAAUUCUGGACAUGAAGAUUCUGAAAAUACCUGCUCUCCUUACCAGUUCAACACUAGUGGCCCAGAAAAAAAAGCUACCCCUGGCAUUGAUGUGCUUCCCAAGAAGAAGAUUUGGGCUUCGUCCAUGGACUUGCUCUGCACAGCUGACAGAGACUCCUUCUCCGGGGAGCCUGGCAGAUACCGACACUGUCACCCUGAGGCAACCACAGUGCGGACUUCAACCACUCCUAGGAAAAAGGAGGCAAGGUACUCAGAUGGAAGCAUAGCCUUGGAUAUCUUUGGCCCUCAGAAAAUGGAUCCUGUGUUUCACACGCGAGAAUUUCCAACUUCCUUGGCAAUAUCAAGUGCUUUGGACCGAAUCCGAGAGAGACAAAAGAAACUUCAGGUUCUGAGAGAAGCCAUGAAUGUAGAAGAACCAAUUCGAAGAUACAAAACUUACCACAGUGAUAUCUUUAGUACCUCCAGUGAAAGUCCAUCUAUUAUUUCCUCUGACUCAGACUUCAGACAAGUGAGAAAAAGUGAAGCUUCAAAGAGGUUUGAAUCUAACAGUGGUCUCCCAGGAGUAGAUGAAACGCCAAGUCAAGGCCAGUCACACAGACCAAGCAGACAAUAUGAAACACCCCUUGAAGGCAACUUAAUUAAUCAAGAGAUUAUGCUAAAACGGCAAGAAGAAGAAAUGAUGCAGCUCCAAGCUAGAAUGGCCCUUAGACAGUCUCGGUUGAGCCUUUAUCCAGGGGAUACAAUCAAAGCUUCCAUGCUUGACAUCACCAGGGAUCCUUUAAGAGAAAUGGCUCUAGAAACAGCCAUGACUCAAAGAAAACUAAGGAAUUUCUUUGGCCCCGAGUUUGUGAAAAUGACGAUAGAACCUUUUGUAUCUUUGGAUUUGCCACGGUCUAUCCUUACAAAGAAAGGGAAGAAUGAGGAUAACCGAAGAAAAGUAAAUGUAAUGCUCCUGAGUGGGCAGAGAUUGGAACUGACUUGUGAUACCAAAACCAUAUGUAAAGAUGUGUUUGAUAUGGUUGUGGCCCAUAUUGGCUUGGUGGAACAUCAUUUGUUUGCUUUAGCUGUCCUCAAAGAUAAUGAAUAUUUCUUCGUGGAUCCUGAUUUAAAAUUAACCAAAGUGGCCCCAGAGGGAUGGAAAGAAGAACCGAAGAAAAAGAACAAAGCCACUGUUAAUUUUACUUUGUUUUUCCGAAUUAAAUUUUUCAUGGAUGAUGUUAGUCUAAUCCAACAUACUCUGACCUGUCACCAGUAUUAUCUUCAGUUGCGAAAAGAUAUCUUGGAGGAGAGAAUGCACUGUGAUGAUGAAACCUCUUUACUGUUGGCCUCCUUGGCUCUCCAGGCUGAGUAUGGAGAUUAUCAGCCAGAGGUUCAUGGUGUGUCUUAUUUUAGACUGGAGCAUUAUUUGCCUCCCAGAGUGAUGGAGAAACUUGAUUUGUCCUAUAUUAAAGAAGAGUUGCCCAAAUUGCAUAAUACCUAUGCAGGAGCUUCUGAAAAAGAGACGGAGUCAGAAUUUUUAAAGGUCUGCCAAAGACUGACAGAAUAUGGAGUUCAUUUUCACCGGGUGCACCCUGAGAAAAAGUCACAAACUGGAAUAUUACUAGGAGUCUGUUCUAAAGGUGUCCUUGUAUUUGAGGUUCACAAUGGAGUUCGAACAUUGGUCCUUCGCUUUCCAUGGAGGGAAACCAAGAAGAUUUCAUUUUCAAAGAAGAAAAUCACAUUGCAGAAUACAUCAGAUGGAAUAAAACAUGCCUUCCAGACAGACAACAGCAAGGUAUGCCAGUACCUGCUGCAUCUCUGCUCUUCCCAGCAUAAGUUCCAGCUACAGAUGAAAGCAAGACAGAGCAACCAAGAUGCCCAAGAUAUUGAGAGAGCUUCGUUUAGGAGCCUGAAUCUCCAAGCGGAGUCCGUUAGAGGAUUUAACUUGGGACGAGCAAUCAGCACUGGCAGUCUGGCCAGCAGCACCCUGAACAAACUUGCCGUUCGACCUCUGUCAGUUCAAGCUGAGAUUCUGAAGAGGCUCUCCUGCUCAGAGCUGUCGCUUUACCAGCCAUUGCAAAAAAAUUCAAAGGAGAAGAGCGGCAAAGCUUCGUGUGAGGAAAAGCCUAGAGAGAUGAGCAAAUCAUACCACGAUCUCAGUCAGGCCUCUCUCUCUCCUCAUCGGAAAAAUGUCAUUGUUAACAUGGAAUCCCCUUCACAAACCAUUGUGGAGUUGGUAGGAAAACCGUUUCACCAGAUGGCAAGAUCUGAUACAGAAUCUUUGGCAGAAGUCACAAAACUUAAUAAUUCAAAGUCUGUUGCAAGUUUAAAUAGAAGUCCUGAAAGGAGGAAACAUGAAUCAGACUCCUCAUCUUUUGAAGACCCUGGUCAAGCAUAUGUUAUAGGAAUGACUUUGCAUAGUUCUGGAAAUUCUUCAUCCCAAGUUCCCUUAAAAGAAAAUGAUGUGCUACACAAAAGAUGGAGCAUAGUAUCCUCACCAGAAAGGGAGAUUACCUUGGUGAACCUGAAAAAAGACGCAAAGCAUGGCUUAGGAUUUCAAAUCAUUGGUGGGGAGAAGAUGGGAAGACUGGAUCUAGGUGUAUUUAUCAGCUCAAUCACUCCUGGAGGACCAGCUGACUUAGAUGGAUGCUUAAAGCCAGGAGACCGUUUGAUAUCUGUAAAUAGUGUGAGCUUAGAGGGGGUCAGCCACCAUGCUGCAAUUGAAAUUUUGCAAAAUGCACCUGAAGAUGUGACACUUGUUAUCUCUCAGCCAAAAGAAAAGAUAUCCAAAGUGCCUUCUACUCCUGUGCACAUUGCCAAUGGCAUGAAAAAUUACAUGAAGAAACCUUCCUAUAUGCAAGGCAGCACUAUAGAUUCUUCUGAGGAUCACCGCUGGCCACGUGGUACCCUGAGGCACAUCUCAGAGAGCUCUUUCGGGCUGUCUGGAGGGCUGCGGGAAGGAAGCCUGAGUUCUCAAGAUUCCAGGACUGAGAGUGCCAGCUUGUCCCAGAGCCAGGUCAAUGGCUUCUUUGCCAGCCACGUAGGUGACCGGACCUGGCAGGAGUCACAGCACGGCAGCCCUUCCCCAUCUGUGAUAUCCAGAGCCACUCAGAAGAAGAGGACUUCUACUGACAGUAACCAAAGCAAAGCUAAAAAACCAGGCAUUUCUGAUGCAACAGAUUACUCAGAUCGUGGAGACUCAGACAUGGAUGAAGCCACUUACUCCGGCAGUCAGGAUCAUCAAACGCCAAAAAAGGAAUCUUCCUCCUCAAUGAAUACAUCCAACAAAAUGAAUUUUAAAACUUUUCCUUCAGCACCUCCUAAACCUGGAGAUAUCUUUGAGGUUGAACUGGCUAAAAAUGAUAACAGCUUGGGGAUAAGUGUCACGGUACUGUUUGACAAGGGAGGUGUGAAUACCAGUGUCAGACAUGGUGGCAUUUAUGUGAAAGCUGUUCUUCCCAAGGGAGCAGCAGAGUUCGAUGGUAGAAUUCACAAAGGUGAUCGUGUCCUAGCUGUUAAUGGAGUUAGUCUGGAAGGAGCCACCCAUAAGCAAGCUGUGGAAACACUGAGAAAUACGGGACAGUUGGUUCAUCUGUUGUUAGAAAAGGGACAGUCUCCAGCAUCCAAAGAACAUGCCCCUGUAACCCCACAGUGCAACCUUUCAGAUCUGGAUGGUCAAGGUCAAGUCCCAGAAAAAAUGGUGAAGAAAAUGACUCCUAUCAAAGACUACAGCUUUGUCACUGAAGAGAAUACAUUUGAGGUAAAAUUGUUUAAAAAUAGCUCAGGCCUAGGAUUCAGUUUUUCUCGAGAAGAUAAUCUUAUACCUGAGCAAAUGAAUACCAGCAUAGUAAGGGUUAAAAAGCUCUUCCCUGGGCAACCAGCAGCGGAAAGUGGAAAAAUUGAUGUGGGGGAUGUUAUCUUGAAGGUGAAUGGAGCCUCAUUGAAAGGACUGUCUCAGCAGGAAGUUAUAUCUGCUCUCAGAGGAACAUCUCCAGAAGUAUCCUUGCUUCUCUGCAGACCUCCACCUGGUGUGCUACCAGACAUUGAUCCUGCUCUUUUGACCCCACUGCAUUCUCCAGCACAAGUACUUCCAAACAACAGUAAAGAGCCCUCUCAGUCAGCAUGUGUGGGGCCAGGCACCAGCUCAGAUGAAAAUGAAAUGUCUGACAAAAGCAAGAAAGAGUGCACAUCCUCAUCCAGGAAAGACAGUGACAGUGACAGCAGUGGGAGCGGAGAAGAAGACUUAGUGAAAGCUCCAGCAAAAAUUCCAAAUAUGAGCUGGAGUUCAGCUUUUCAGCAGACUCUAAGCAACAUGCUACCACUGGCACAAAAUCAACACGAGGCAACCAAGAGUCAAGAAGAUACCAUUUGUACCAUGUUUUACUAUCCUCAGAAAAUAUCCAGCAAACCAGGACUCGAGCCCAGUAAUCCUCCUUCCCCUCUACCACUGGAUGUGACUCCUGGACCACCCCAAACAGAAUCUAUUUCCACGAAUUUAACAGAUAAAUAUCAUAUACGUCACACCUCUGAACCAACCAGACAAGAUAGCUUGACAUCUUUGAAGACUAAUUUGGAAAACCACCUUGAAGACUUAGAGCUGGAAGUAGAACUUGUCAUUACCCUAAUUAAAUCGGAAAAAGGAAGCCUGGGCUUUACAGUAACCAAAGGCAGUCAGAGUAUUGGUUGUUAUGUUCAUGAUGUCAUUCAGGAUCCAGCCAAAAGCGACGGAAGGCUAAAACCUGGGGACCGGCUCAUAAAGGUUAAUGAUACAGAUGUUACAAACAUUACUCACACAGAUGCAGUGAAUCUGCUACGGGCUGCACCCAAGACAGUCAGAUUGGUUCUUGGGAGAGUUCUAGAAUUACCCAGGAUGCCAGUGCCGCCUCAUUUGCUACCUGACAUUACAUUAACGUGCAACAAAGAAGAAUUGGGUUUUUCCUUAUCUGGAGGUCACGACAGCCUUCAUCAAGUGGUAUAUAUUAGUGAUAUCAAUCCAAGGUCAGCUGCAGCGACGGAGGGUAAUCUCCAGCUAUUAGACAUCAUCCACUAUGUGAAUGGAGUCAGCACACAAGGCAUGACCGUGGAAGCAGCUGAGAGAGCAUUAGACAUGUCACUUCCUUCACUGGUGUUAAAAGCAACAAGAGAUGGUCAGCCAGUGAUCCCAAGUUCCAAGAAGUCUGCCAUUUCAACUCCAAAGUCAGCCAAAGCCAAUGGUCAUCACACAGUGGAGCCUUGCAGCAAGCCUGCCCUCACUCCUAAGGACUCAUUCUCCCAGAUUAAUGGGGAAGAAGUUUCGCACCCUGAAGGAAAAUGCUCUACUUUUCAGAUGAAGGGAUCAGAAAAUUUGAUUCUGUCCAAAGGUAGUUUUCCAAAUCAGUCAUCCAUUUUCUCUAAAUGCUCUAAUAAUUCAGAAUCUGAUGUACAGGAAGAUGAUAUUUAUGACGACCCUCAAGAAGCUGAAGUUAUCCAGUCUCUGCUGGAUGUUGUGGAUGAGGAAGCCCAGAAUCUUUUAAACCAAACUAAUGCGGCAGCAGGUGCCUGUGUUCCAGGUGCAUUGAAAACGAAUGGAAAGUUAUCUGAAGAGGGAGCAGAAGAUACAGACUGUGAUGGAUCACCUUUACCUGAAGAUUUUACAGAGCUGGCAGGCUCCGAUCACCUGAUAGCCACCCGCAGUGUGGGCGAGGCCGGUGAGCAGUCUACCAAAAUGAAUGGCUGUGAAGAAUAUUGUGAAGAAAAAGAAAAAAGUGAAAGAUUAAUUCAAAAUUCACAAGAAAGGAGGACUGAUGAUGAUGAAAUAACAUGGGGGAGUGAUGAAUUGCCAAUAGAAGCAAUAAACCACGAAGAUUCCAAUAAAGAUCAUCCUUUUCUGACAAAUGAGGAGCUCACUGCACUUCCCAUCGUCAAAGUGCUUCCCUCUGGUAAAUACACUGGUACCAAGUUGAAAUCAGUCAUUCGAAUGCUGCGGGGUUUACUAGAUCAAGGAAUUCCUUCUAAGGAGUUGGAGAAUCUUCAAGAAUUAAAACCUUUGGAUCAGUGUCUAAUUGGACAAACUAAGGAAAACAGAAGGAAGAACCGAUAUAAAAAUAUACUUCCCUAUGAUGCUACAAGAGUGCCUCUCGGAGAUGAAGGUGGAUAUAUCAACGCCAGCUUCAUUAAGAUACCAGUGGGGAAGGAAGAGUUCGUUUACAUUGCCUGCCAAGGGCCUCUCCCUACAACCGUUGGCGAUUUCUGGCAGAUGAUUUGGGAACAAAAGUCCACAGUGAUAGCCAUGAUGACCCAAGAGGUAGAAGGGGAAAAAGUCAAAUGCCAGCGCUACUGGCCUAACAUCCUCGGCAAAACGACAAUGGUCAGCAACAGGCUCCGGCUGGCGCUGGUGAAAAUGCAGCCGCUGAAGGGCUUUGUAGUAAGAGCAAUGACCCUAGAAGAUAUUCAGACACGAGAGGUGCGACAUAUUUCCCAUCUGAAUUUCACUGCCUGGCCGGACCAUGAUACACCUUCUCAGCCAGACGACUUGCUCACUUUCAUCUCUUAUAUGAGACACGUUCACAGAUCAGGCCCAAUCAUCACCCACUGCAGCGCUGGCAUCGGACGUUCAGGGACUCUGAUAUGCAUAGAUGUGGUGCUAGGCUUAAUCAGUCAAGAUCUUGAGUUUGACAUCUCUGAUUUAGUGCGCUGCAUGAGACUACAAAGACAUGGGAUGGUUCAGACAGAGGAUCAAUAUAUUUUCUGCUACCAAGUCAUCCUUUAUGUCCUGACACGUCUUCAAGCUGAAGAAGAACAAAAAGAGCAGCCGCAGCCUCUGAAGUGACCCGAAAAGAGCAGCCUUCUGGGUGCCUUUCCGGUUCUCGCCUUAACUCCCAGCAGACGCUCCUGUUAUCCAUUAACAACGGAGACCGCAGGGCAGCAAGUCCACACCAUAUCAUGUUGCUCGUUCUCCUCCACCUUAGAAAGGCUUUCUUCAUAACAGUAAAUAAUGUUGAAAUGCUGUAUUUUUUACAGCUGCUUUAACCCAUGAUGAUUAUUUUUUAAAAUUUUAACACUAACUGGAUAAUGCAGCUCAUAGGGACCAUUGAGGCAGCAUUUGAUUAUGGUGGACCUUUUUACAAGGAUACAUUGAGUCUUAUUGUUAAUGUACCAAUCUUGUUUAUAGAAAAGUUCUUUCCCAGUAUUUUAAUAAAGUAGUGAUUUUAUAGGGGAUACUUAAAACCAGUAUUUAAGCUUUAAAUGGCAGUAGUGUUGACAUAGAAAAAGUAGCAAAUGUUUACUGUAUCAAUGUCUAAUGUUUACUAUAUAGAAUUUACUGUAAUAUAUUUAUAUACUUUUUCAUGAAAAAUGGAGUGAGCAGAUAUGUUUGUAACUGCAUCUCCUCUUUGUUAUGCAUCAUCUCACUUUGUAAAUAAAAAUACACCUUAAAACAUGAA
This is a messenger RNA of Myotis myotis, 8879 nucleotides long. It is a transcript of the gene PTPN13, whose product is annotated as protein tyrosine phosphatase non-receptor type 13. Gene Ontology annotation, molecular function: phosphatidylinositol 3-kinase regulatory subunit binding; protein tyrosine phosphatase activity. Gene Ontology annotation, biological process: peptidyl-tyrosine dephosphorylation. Gene Ontology annotation, cellular component: cytoskeleton; cytoplasm; nucleus. Bases 428 to 8266 code for a protein of 2612 amino acids. The transcript is spliced from 50 exons. Lineage: Eukaryota; Metazoa; Chordata; Mammalia; Chiroptera; Vespertilionidae. The record is from RefSeq and is a predicted model, not a curated record.